Durusdinium trenchii is the source of this 1362-nucleotide messenger RNA. The record is from the annotation of a GenBank genome assembly. Lineage: Eukaryota; Dinophyceae; Suessiales; Symbiodiniaceae.
AUGGUGAAACCCUCUGAACCCGGUUGCUUGACUUCUGGCUCGACGCUGGUCCGCUCGCGCCCACCCCGUGAAAGCAGCGGUGCUGGGCGGGGCGGUUCGGACGGGGGCCCCGCCCCCCCGAUGGCGCGAAUCGUUCGCGCCAUGGAUGUCAGAGCUUCUUUUUGGCCAGUUCUCGAGGCAGGGAAGUAUCUUCCACGAGAAAACAUCACAACUGGCAGGCUUCAUCGUGCUGGCUGUGGAGGCUUUGGCCGAGCAUCCCUCUCCAGCGAGUGGGCAAACACAUUGACGAGGGCAUGUGUUGCACUGGCCACAUUCUCACGAGCUGCUGGCAUCGUUCGAGAGCGUGGCGGCCGGCCGCGCGGCCGCGUGACGACGCGUGGCACGCGGAUCUUUGUGCCCGCCAAGGCUGUGGACGAGGUCGUGAAGGAAGAGCAGUGGAAGUCGAUCGAGGUGGAACACUUGGGCGACAAAGGCUUUGGGAUGGUAGCCGCCCGGCCCAUCCGUCGUGGUGAGCUGGUCCUGCGCGAGGCGCCGCUCCUGGGGCUGCCGGAGUCCUUCGAUGGCGACUUGGAGGAGCUGAUGAAUCAGACGAGCCUGCGUCAGCUGGACGCCGACCUCCGUCAGGCGUUAGAAGACCUGAGCGAGGAGCAGCAGCGGCGCUUUUGGUCGCUCGCAGACUCGCACUCGCCGGGGCAAAAGACGGCGGCAGGGGUUGCACUGACGAACGCGUUGCAACUGGGCACAGGUGGCGGCUUGCUCUGCCGCUCCGCGCGCUUCAACCACAGCUGCUUGCCCAACGUCCAGGGCACCUGGGCCGACGGCUGCGCCGAGUGGCGGGCGCUCCGAGACGUCUCCGCGGGCGAGGAGCUUUGCUUCUCCUACGUGGAUCCCUACCAGACCGACGUGCAGAGGCAAGAGACCUUGGAGCUGCUUUUCAAGUUCAAAUGCCAAUGUCCAGUGUGCAGCCUGGAAAGAGAGGCCAGAGAGACCAGCAAUCAGACUCGGCUGCAGCUCCGCGAGCUGAACGAAGGGCUGCAGCUGGCAGUCAUCGGAGCGGACGACGCGGGGUACGUGGCGGAGCGGCUGGUGCCGGAGAUGCUGGACCUCUUGGACAUCGAGUUGGGCGGAAGUAGUGCGCUGAAGACCAAGGCGCUCCACCUGGGUUUCCUGCUGGCCCUGGAGUCGGAGGAUGAGGACUUGGCCAAGAACAUGGCACAGAAGGCCUAUGAACAUGCUUCUGUGGCAUACGGCCCCAAUUCAGACCGCGCCAAGAUGCUACAAGCUUGUGCUGAAGGCGACUAUGAAAGCGAAGAGUUCGAGGACAUGCUCUUGGAGAUGCAAAGUGAAGCCUUUGCCUCAUGA